ACCCCUUCCCUCUCAAUAAAUGCUAUUGCACCCUCUCUCUAGCUCUGCAAUUACUCCUCCCUGCCAUAUCUUCUCCACCUUUUCCCUUUCUCCUUCCUCUCUCCCUCUCUAAUGGCUACUUCUCACCUCUUCUCUCCCUCCAUGAAAACACCCACAAACAAAAAUCCAAUCAAAACCGUCUGAAAACCUCUCCCUUCGAAUAAAAAAGGCCAUUUAUCCAAAUACGCAAUAGCCCAAACUGCAGAUCUGAUCCAUAUUAUAUAAUCUUUCCAAAGAUCCAAGAGGGUUGUUUUGAUAUGCAUCAAAGCUUCUAUAUCAAUACAUAGAGAGAGAGAGAGAGACUUGGAUUCUCCGAUAUCUUCGCUGCUUAUGUUGUCCUCUUCUUUUUUUUUAAUCCUUUUUCUAUUCUCCUUUUCUCUCUCUCGGAUAUUGUUUUAGAACGUUUGGAGGUUCUUUUUGAAAACAAGGGAUAGAAGAAGAGUCAGUGUCUGCCUGUUUAUUACAUGUAAACAGGCCAUUAGAUUUUGCUCAGACGGACUCCAGAGAAUCUAAUCUAUGCAACCAAACACCCCACAAUAGAGAGAGAGAGAGAGAGAGAGAGAGAGAGAGAGAGAGAGAGAGAGAGAGCAAAAAGACAUGCAUGUGCGGUGAUAUAUCCAUUGAUAGAUAGUAGAAAGAGAGGAAUUUUAGGGCUUUGGAGAGUAAUAUGCCGGCAGGGAUGAUGAUUCCGGCGAGACACGUGCCGCCGAUGAUGGGGAGGGACGGGAAGGCAGGAGCAGGAUUCGGGUCAUCGGGUCUGACGCUUGGACAGGAUCUGUAGGUAUUAUAAUAUGUUCCAGCCAAACAUGUUAGACGGCCAACAUCAACAUCAUCAGCAACACCACCUCCUCCCUCUCGAUAUGACCCACACCCCGGAAAGUGAGAUGGUCAAGUUGAGAGACGAUGACUUCGAGAGCAAGUCCGGCAGCGACAACCUCGAAGGGAUCUCUGGUGAUGACCAAGAUCCAAACCAAAGGCCAAAAAAGAAGCGCUACCAUCGCCACACCCAGCAUCAAAUCCAAGAAAUGGAAGCAUUCUUCAAGGAAUGCCCGCAUCCAGAUGACAAGCAAAGGAAGGAGCUGAGCCGAGAGUUAGGGUUGGAACCUCUGCAAGUCAAGUUCUGGUUCCAAAACAAGCGAACCCAAAUGAAGACACAACAUGAGCGCCAUGAGAACACACAGCUGAGGGCUGAGAAUGAGAAGCUUCGGGCAGAGAACAUAAGAUACAAAGAAGCUCUUAGCAAUGCCUCUUGUCCCAACUGUGGCGGCCCAACUGCACUUGGUGAGAUGUCAUUCGACGAGCAUCACUUAAGGAUCGAGAAUGCUCGUCUGAGAGAGGAGAUUGAUCGGAUAUCUGGGAUUGCUGCAAAGUAUGUGGGGAAGCCGAUGGUAUCAUAUCCCCUUGCCCUUCCUCCAAUUCCUUCACGGUCCCCACUGGAUCUUGCAGUUGGAAACUUUGGGGUGCAGCCUGGCAUGGGAGGGGAGAUGUAUGGAGCAGGUGAUCUUCUUAGGUCGGUUUCUGGUCAGUCAGAAAUAGAGAAGCCAAUGGUGAUUGAGCUUGCAGUUGCAGCCAUGGAAGAGCUCAUUAGGAUCGCACAGCUCGGAGAACCCUUAUGGUUGCCAGGCCUUGAUGGUUCUAUGGAGAUUCUAAGCGAAGAAGAAUACGUCCGGACAUUUCCAAGGGGGAUCGGGCCAAAACCUUUUGGGUUGAAAUCAGAAGCUUCUCGGGAAUCUGCCGUUGUGAUCAUGAAUCAUAUAAACCUUGUCGAGAUCCUUAUGGAUGUGAAUCAAUGGGCGAAUGUGUUCUCAAGCAUUGUGUCAAGGGCUUUGACAGUAGAAGUUCUAUCAACAGGAGUUGCAGGCAACUACAACGGAGCCCUGCAAGUGAUGUCCGCCGAAUUCCAAGUGCCUUCACCACUGGUUCCAACUCGAGAGAGUUACUUCGUAAGGUACUGUAAACAGCAUUCAGAUGGAACUUGGGCAGUCGUCGACGUCUCUUUGGAUAGUUUACGCCCUAGCCCAGUGUUGAGAUGUCGAAGGAGGCCAUCCGGUUGUUUGAUCCAAGAAAUGCCAAAUGGGUACUCAAAGGUUAUAUGGGUUGAACAUGUCGAGUUUGAUGACAGAGCUGUUCACAGUAUAUACAGGCCGCUUGUUAAUUCUGGUCUUGCAUUUGGUGCUAAACGAUGGGUUGCCACUUUAGAUCGACAAUGCGAGCGCCUUGCAAGUGUUAUGGCCAGUAACAUUCCUGCUGGAGACGUUGGUGUGAUAACAAAUCAAGAUGGGAGAAAGAGCAUGUUGAAGCUAGCUGAGAGGAUGGUUAUAAGCUUCUGUGCUGGUGUUAGUGCUUCUACAGCUCAUACAUGGACUACUCUAUCAGGGAGCGGUGCUGAAGAUGUCAGGGUUAUGACCCGGAAGAGCAUAGAUGAUCCAGGAAGACCUCCUGGCAUUGUACUUAGUGCUGCUACUUCCUUCUGGCUUCCUGUCCCUCCUAAGAGAGUCUUCGAGUUCCUUAGAGAUGAGAAUUCCCGCAACGAGUGGGAUAUCCUUUCAAAUGGUGGUGUCGUUCAAGAGAUGGCCCACAUUGCCAACGGCCGAGAUCCGGGCAACUCCGUCUCUCUACUCCGUGUAAAUAGUGCGAAUUCGAACCAGAGCAAUAUGCUGAUACUACAAGAGAGUUGCACUGACUCCACGGGCUCUUUCGUGAUUUAUGCUCCCGUCGACAUUGUCGCGAUGAAUGUAGUUCUCAACGGUGGAGAUCCAGACUACGUGGCACUCCUACCGUCCGGUUUUGCUAUACUCCCAGAUGGGCCCAUGAUGCAUGGGGGAGGAAGUGGUGAGGUUGGGUCUGGUGGGUCGCUCCUGACCGUCGCAUUUCAGAUCUUGGUCGAUUCUGUUCCAACGGCGAAGCUCUCUCUUGGGUCGGUUGCAACGGUUAACAGUCUCAUUGCUUGCACCGUGGAAAGGAUUAAGGCUGCGGUCACAUGCGAUAACAAUGCAUGAAUCGGACGGGCGUUACAGAAAGUGAGAAGAAAGAAGCAAAACAAGGUGGAUUGGAUUUUGGGCGGAAAGUGGUAAGUCAAGAACGCACCUUGGAUGCUCCUUGCCACGUGGUGUUUUCGCUUUGUCCAGAAGCAGUGCAAAAUGCUCUUCACACCACCAUGCAAGGGUACUGGUUCGGGUAUUGACUUUCCCUAGCGUUGACUUUGAGUUUGACUUUAUGGCUUUGAAUUCUCCCCACCAUCAUUAUGCUUUUCUUUUUUUUUCGUUUUAGGGUUUUUUGACUUCUUAAAUCUGCUAGAGAUUGUGUUCUGUUUUUGUACCUUUUGCUUGUUUUCCCUUGUGUGGAGUUUUAAUGGGAAGCCUUUAGUGUAUGGAGAUCUUAGAAGACAAUGUCUUGUUUGUAUCCCAUUUCAAGAGCUUUGCAAUGAAUGUGUUUCUUCUGUGUUCUCCCUUUA
Magnolia sinica is the source of this 3493-nucleotide messenger RNA. Its product is annotated as homeobox-leucine zipper protein ROC2-like. Bases 831 to 3038 code for a protein of 735 amino acids. Gene Ontology annotation, molecular function: DNA binding; lipid binding; DNA-binding transcription factor activity, RNA polymerase II-specific. Lineage: Eukaryota; Viridiplantae; Streptophyta; Magnoliopsida; Magnoliales; Magnoliaceae. The record is from RefSeq and is a predicted model, not a curated record. The transcript is spliced from 13 exons. Gene Ontology annotation, biological process: regulation of DNA-templated transcription.